AUGGCUAUUAAGCAGAUCCUGCGUCGUUCUCUUUCAAAAGGGAAAGAAAGGCCUUCCAUGUCUCCUAAGGUUCCAAAAGGGCAUUUUGCGGUGUACGUUGGAGAAGAGCAAAAGAGGAGGUUUGUGGUGCCUAUAGCUUUCCUAUACGUGCCUGAAUUCCAAGAGUUGCUGGGCAUGGCUGAGCAAGAAUUUGGGUUUGAUCAUCCGAUGGGUGGCCUCACAAUUCCUUGCAGAGAAGAUACCUUCAUCAAUCUCACUUCUCGCUUCGCACCAUAUUCAAGUGGCAGAACGUGGGAUGAGAACGAUGCCAAGCAGUUUGCUGCGCAAUCUUCGAGAGAUUUCAUGGUUGAAGCAUUCGUCUGGGUGGAGAAGAAUACUUGUAAGUUUCAUUGA
Molecule: messenger RNA, 393 nt
Organism: Prosopis cineraria
Lineage: Eukaryota; Viridiplantae; Streptophyta; Magnoliopsida; Fabales; Fabaceae
Product: auxin-responsive protein SAUR21-like
Exons: 2
Coding region: 1-393 (130 amino acids)
Biological process (GO): response to auxin
Source: RefSeq, a predicted model, not a curated record